AUGGAGAACUUCUCCCUGCUGACGAUCUCUGGGCCUCGUCUGCCCAGCUAUGCCAUGAAGAGCGUACGUGAGCUGCCAUCCCCCAGGAGCACGCCCAGUCUGCCAGUGGUGCCCGAGGGGGAGGGAAGCUGCCAAGGGGAGGGGGAAGGGCAAGGUGAGCCCAGACCAUGGCCUCCCUCCCCACAGCCUGCCCUCCACUGGGCCAGGGGCUCAUUCCAGCCUCUUCUCUUGGCAGCUUCUGUCCCCAGCGACGGCCAGAGCAGCGAACCCUUAGGGUGCAACUGCACCAUCUACCGGCCCUGGUUCUCCCCCUAUAGCUACUUCGUGUGCAUGGACGAGGUCAGCCAGCAGGAGGCCUGCAGCUUCCCAGACACGCUGGUGGCCAGCGCCAGGGACACCAGCCAGCCUGACGAGCUCCCGGAGAGCAUCUGCUCCUCCUCCUGCUCCCUGGAGAAGGCUCGCCCCACUGAGGGCACCAGGAGAGCCAGCCCCGGCGUGGAGGCCAGGGACUGCAUCACGUCCCAGGACAUCCUCAUGGCCUCCAAGUGGCAGCCGGCGCCACAGAAUGGCUACAAGUGCGUGGCCUGCUGCCGCGUCUUCCCUACCCUGCACUCGCUCAAGACCCACGUCAAGUGUGGCUUCAAGGAGGGCUUUAGCUGCCAGGUGUAUUACCACAGGCUCAAAGUGCUGUGGGAGAAGGAGUGCACGGCCCGGCCCAGCAACCGGCCGGCCUUUGGCAGCUGUAAAACACCUAAGUGA
Messenger RNA from Chrysemys picta bellii (western painted turtle), 759 nucleotides. NCBI's taxonomy places the organism in Eukaryota, Metazoa, Chordata, Testudines, Emydidae. The record is from RefSeq and is a predicted model, not a curated record.